AUGAAACCGCUUGAGAAACAACACGAGACACCGAUUGAUAUCUCAUUGGCUAACACCGGGACCACUUCCAGCUCCAGUUCCACUCUAACACACAUUUCAUCCUUCAAAGUGUCGACUGACAAGGAAUCGCAUGACUCAGACGGGAAUGGUAUGUGGAAAUGGAUACCAAAAGUAUUGGAACAGGAAUUCCGUCAAUGGGAGCAAACGUUUCCCAGAAUUGAUUUUCAGAAACUGUUCCUGAAGUCGACAUCAGUUGUGGGCAAUGAUAACAGUCUUGAGACUACGGGUGUUACCAAUGAUAAGACCACCGGUAAUUGUCAGACACUGUCGACAAUUGUCUUAGAGCUGUUCCUGUGGUCACCGGACGAGUCGACCACCAAAUGGCAUAUCCGUCGCAAUCAAACUCUAUGUCUGGUUUGCGAUGAAAAUACCGGUGCCUAUAGUUUGCGUGUAUUUGACUCGAGCACAGGUCGUGCAAUUUGGAGCCGAGAGUUGGGCUCAGACUUUGGCCAUAAGAUACCUGACCUCAGAUUUCUGUUGACACAAUUGACCUCAAUUUUGGGAACCGUUGGACAGCAGUGUCAUUACAUGUCAAACUCAUACCACAAGAAAUCGAUGGCAAUGACUGAUAAGAUAAUGAAGAAGCUAUCGAAAGCUAAUUGUCAGACACUGUCGACAAUUAUCUUAGAGCUGUUUCUGUGGUCACCGGACGAGUCGACCACCAAAUGGCAUAUCCGUCGCAAUCAAACUCUAUGUCUGGUUUGCGAUGAAAAUACCGGUGCCUAUAGUUUGCGU
Molecule: messenger RNA, 795 nt
Organism: Oppiella nova
Lineage: Eukaryota; Metazoa; Arthropoda; Arachnida; Sarcoptiformes; Oppiidae
Source: the annotation of a GenBank genome assembly